UUGUGAUUGGUGGGAUAUUACGCUGCCACCGAUAAUAUGAGCUGUGAUAAGACGGUUUUAUAUAGUUUAUGCUCCUCGGUCCGUUACUCAUUUUGGUUCAGAGAGCUGGACGAAGCGGCUGUCGCAUUUACUUUAUUUUGUAACUUAAUUUAAAAACUAACAGAAAAUGUGCGACGAGGAAGUAGCCGCGCUGGUGGUGGACAACGGGUCCGGCAUGUGCAAGGCCGGGUUCGCGGGCGACGACGCGCCGCGCGCCGUGUUCCCGUCCAUCGUGGGCCGCCCGCGCCACCAGGGCGUGAUGGUGGGCAUGGGCCAGAAGGACUCGUACGUGGGCGACGAGGCGCAGAGCAAGAGAGGCAUCCUCACCCUCAAGUACCCCAUCGAGCACGGCAUCGUCACCAACUGGGACGACAUGGAGAAGAUCUGGCACCACACCUUCUACAACGAGCUGCGAGUGGCGCCCGAGGAGCACCCCGUGCUGCUCACCGAGGCGCCGCUCAACCCCAAGGCCAACAGAGAGAAGAUGACACAGAUCAUGUUCGAGACGUUCAACACGCCCGCCAUGUACGUGGCCAUCCAGGCCGUGCUGUCGCUGUACGCGUCCGGGCGCACCACCGGCAUCGUGCUGGACUCGGGCGACGGCGUGUCGCACACGGUGCCCAUCUACGAGGGCUACGCGCUGCCGCACGCCAUCCUGCGGCUGGACCUGGCCGGCCGCGACCUCACGGACUACCUGAUGAAGAUCCUCACGGAGCGCGGCUACUCGUUCACGACCACCGCCGAGCGCGAGAUCGUGCGCGACAUCAAGGAGAAGCUCUGCUACGUCGCGCUCGACUUCGAGCAGGAGAUGGCCACCGCCGCGUCCAGCAGCUCGCUGGAGAAGUCGUACGAGCUGCCCGACGGACAGGUCAUCACCAUCGGCAACGAGAGGUUCCGUUGCCCGGAGGCUCUCUUCCAGCCCUCGUUCCUGGGAAUGGAAGCCAAUGGAAUCCAUGAGACCACAUACAACUCCAUCAUGAAGUGCGACGUCGAUAUCCGUAAGGACCUGUACGCCAACACAGUGCUGUCCGGAGGUACCACGAUGUACCCCGGAAUCGCCGACCGCAUGCAGAAGGAAAUCACCGCCCUCGCCCCAUCCACGAUGAAAAUUAAGAUCAUCGCACCUCCGGAAAGGAAGUACUCCGUAUGGAUCGGAGGCUCCAUCCUUGCGUCUCUGUCCACCUUCCAGCAGAUGUGGAUCUCGAAACAAGAAUACGACGAGUCCGGCCCCUCAAUCGUCCACAGGAAGUGCUUCUAAAAUCUAAACGCCAAGAAAGACUAGUCCUAAAACAAUAUGAUGCCCCACACCAACGUCCCAAUCGGGUGGCUCAAAUUACGCUUGUGAUCUAUAUUUUAAGUUCAGUAUUUAAAUAGAUUGUAAGGUGUCGUAAUAUGCAUAUUACGUAAAAUUGACAAAGAAUUUAAUUUAUUUAUUAAAGUAACUAACAUUUUUAAUAAAAAAAAUUAUUUAUAUGCCGGUAUAAAA
Molecule: messenger RNA, 1525 nt
Organism: Maniola jurtina (meadow brown)
Lineage: Eukaryota; Metazoa; Arthropoda; Insecta; Lepidoptera; Nymphalidae
Product: actin, cytoplasmic A3a
Exons: 2
Coding region: 167-1297 (376 amino acids)
Biological process (GO): mitotic cytokinesis
Source: RefSeq, a predicted model, not a curated record